Molecule: messenger RNA, 1560 nt
Organism: Auxenochlorella protothecoides
Lineage: Eukaryota; Viridiplantae; Chlorophyta; Trebouxiophyceae; Chlorellales; Chlorellaceae
Product: Peptidyl-prolyl cis-trans isomerase 1
Exons: 7
Coding region: 1-1560 (519 amino acids)
Biological process (GO): protein peptidyl-prolyl isomerization; protein folding
Molecular function (GO): peptidyl-prolyl cis-trans isomerase activity
Source: RefSeq, a predicted model, not a curated record
AUGGCCGGCUCUGCUGAUAGUCUCGACAACCCCCGCGUCUACUUCGACAUAGAAGUCGAUGGCGAGGCUUUCGGGCGCAUUGCAAUGUCCUUGUUCGCCGAUGUGGUCCCUCGCACAGCCGAGAACUUCCGGUGCUUGUGUACCGGGGAGCGAGGUGUGAGUCCCAAGGGGGUGCUCCUCAGCUACAAGGGGUCCAAGUUCCACCGCAUCAUUCCCAACUUCAUGUGCCAAGGGGGUGACAUGGAGAAGGGGGAUGGCACUGGCGGCUCCUCCAUCUACGGCCCAACCUUUGAGGACGAGAACUUUGCGUUGGAGCACACCGAGCCCGGCAUUCUUUCCAUGGCCAACGCUGGGCCUAGCACCAACGGCUCUCAGUUCUUCAUAUGCACAGUCCCCUGCCCCUGGCUGGACGGCAAGCAUGUUGUGUUUGGCAAGGUCACAGAGGGCCUCUCCCUGGUGAAGAAGAUGGAGGCCAUGGGGUCAAGGACGGGCAAGACCUCGCACGUCAUCAAAAUUGCGGACUGUGGGGAGCUUCCCAGCAGGCGCCAGCUGCUGGCCAAGGUCAGGGCAGAGAAGGCUGAGCUGGCAAGCCUGAAAGCUGAGCCGCACGCCGUGGAUGCCAACGCCGAGUCCCUGAAGCGGCUGCAGGCCCUGAGGGCGCCGUCCGGCGGUGGGCCCGCAGCAGCGCCGUCAUACCGGACCGCCCAGGAUGAGCUGCGCGAGCUGGAGGAGCAGGAAAGGGCGGUGGGGGGAGCUGCAAAUGAAGGUGGAGAUGCAGGCCCCAGUCAGCCUCCCGGUCAGGGUGCCGACGGGCCAGACGCCGGUGGGGCUGGGCCGGGCGAUGCUGCGCAGCAGGAGGAGGAGGGGGAGGAGAUCGACCUGGCUUCUCUGCCGCCCCGCGCCCGAAGGCUGCACGAGCUGAAGCUGCGUAUGCGCCAGGCCAGGAAAGCCAACGAGGGCGCCGUGAUCUCGGAGAAGCGCAAGGAGCUGGCGGGGAAGGGGAAGGCGGAGGCCGUCAGCGACCCGCAGUCCUCCAAGCGCAAGUGGUAUGAGGACAAGAAGAAGCGCCAGGAGGAGGAGUUGAAAAGGCUGGGGCUGGGACCAGAGCACGCGCACCGGCUGGAAACCGCGGAGACCGCGGCCGCCAUCUACGAGAAGACCCGCAAGACCCCGGCGCCCAAGGGCUGGGAGGCGUUCAACCAGGCCGCGCUGUAUGGCGCCUACGAGCGGCGAACGGCCGCCAUUAAGCCGUCGGCUGAGGAGUACGAGGCCGCCAAGGCGGCGGACCCGGAGUUCUACCGGGCGGGGGACAGCCUCAAGCACGGCGGACAGGGGGCCGUGUCGGAGGCAGGCGUCGCCCGCAUGGUCGCGGAGCUCAACGACAGGCAACGCAAGGCUGGGAACUUUAGCCGUCGGCGCGCGUUCGACGACGCCAAGGAUGUGGACUACAUCAACCCCCGCAACGCGCACUUCAACAAGAAGAUCGACCGCGCGUUCGGCAAGUACACCGCGGAGAUCAAGGCGAAUCUGGAGAGGGGGACCGCCCUGCCGGAGCGAUGA